AACAGGUUUGUGUUGACCCACUGGCGGGCUUUGGCAUCCUGUCAAACUGCUGUCACCUCCGGACAUAAAAAUGGUCUCGACGUAGUGCUGGGGCAGUCUGCUGGACUCGGCAUGGAAACAGCAGCCAUCAUGUGGGUGCAAACCAAGCACUACCCCAAGAACUGCCUGCUGACUGUCAUGGACCGGUACUCGGCCGUGGUGCGUAACAUGGAGCAGGUGGUGAUGAUCCCCAGCCUCCUGCGGGACAUGCAGUUUAAUGUGCACGGGCACCGGGCCCAGGAUGGGGCCCCUGAUCUCUACAACUACUUCACCAUGCUCAAGGCCAUCCGUAUGGAUGUGGACCACGGGCUGCUGCCCCGAGAGGAGUGGAGGUCCAAGGUGGCAGAUGGCAGGGCCAGUGAGGCUGAGAAUGAAGCUGCAAAGACAGAGAAGGAUGAGGAGGAGAGGAUCUUGGGGCAGCGGGACCUGGAAGCCCAGUUCCACCUGCACUUUUCCAGCCUUCAUCACAUCCUCACACACCUUACCCUGAAAGCUGAGGAGGUGACGAGGACAUACCAGGAGAUAAUGGAACAGGCCAUGUAGGCCUCGGACUCUAGGGAAGAUCCCUUUAAGUGGCAGAGGGCAGACUCUGAUGAGGACACGGAACAGUUCACUGGCUCUGACGCAGACAAGAAAGGCCUGGACCUGCCGCUGGAAGCAAACAAAGGCGACUUGGCUCUCUGGGAUGCUUCUCUCGCUCUGAGCACCAGCUUGUGGACUUGGCACCAGGUCACCUUUAGGAUGCCUGCUGUUAUUCACAGCUCCCCUCACCCUCUUGGCAGCUUGGGGUGGUGGCCAGUGCUUCAUGAGGGGCUAGGUAUUACCUGGCCAGUGUGGUAUGCCAGAAAGGACGUAGGUUUUAGCACCUGACCCAACUGAAAUUCACAUCCUUUCUCUGGGCAGUCAUUUACCAUGUGAUCUUGGACAUUAUUCAACUCACUGGAGCCUAAAUUUCCUCAUCUAUAAAAUGGGAUAGUAUUACCUCACAAGAUUGUUAUGGAAAUUAAAGAUGAUGAAUCAAAAGCA
Messenger RNA from Leopardus geoffroyi (Geoffroy's cat), 1065 nucleotides. RefSeq names its product thyroid hormone responsive (gene THRSP). The record is from RefSeq and is a predicted model, not a curated record. Gene Ontology annotation, cellular component: cytosol. Bases 112 to 582 code for a protein of 156 amino acids. Lineage: Eukaryota; Metazoa; Chordata; Mammalia; Carnivora; Felidae. The transcript is spliced from 2 exons. Gene Ontology annotation, biological process: regulation of lipid biosynthetic process.